UAUGAGAAAAGAAUUCAAGAUGCUGGCGGAAUCGAACUGUUCAUUGGAGGGGAUGAUUUUUUUGCGAAUGUUCGUUUGGAAAAAUUCCUGGAAUUUAAGGAAAUUUUCUCUGACGGAGUGUUUCGUUUACAUUUCCAACGGUUUCAAUCAAGUGAACAGAAGCAAAAUGCAAUCGCAAAAAUCGGAAAAUUUGCAGGAAUUGGUCCUGAUGGUCAUAUAGCAUUCAAUGAGCCUGGUAGCAGUUUAGCUUCAAGAACGCGAAUUAAAACGCUCGCUCAAGAAACUAUCCAGGUCAGNAUCGCGAACGCGCGAUUCUUCGACAACGAUCUUAGCCAAGUACCAACACAAGCGUUGACAGUCGGCGUGGCCACUGUCAUGGACGCACGUGAGGUAAUGAUACUGAUAACAGGUGUGCAUAAAGCAUUAGCGUUGCACAAAGCAAUUGAAGACGGCGUCUCGCAUAUGUGGACCGUAUCAGCAUUCCAGAUGCAUCCUUCGACCAUAUUUCUGGCUGAUGAAGAUGCCACAUUGGAGCUGAAAGUGAAAACUGUGAAAUACUUCAAAGGACUUGCGAAACAUCACCUUAAACUUAUUGAGUGA
This is a messenger RNA of Anisakis simplex (herring worm), 600 nucleotides long. NCBI's taxonomy places the organism in Eukaryota, Metazoa, Nematoda, Chromadorea, Rhabditida, Anisakidae. The record is from the annotation of a GenBank genome assembly.